UCCAGUAUAAAACCCACAGCCAGGAGGGCUUUAGGAGAGGCAGAGCACACUUUAACAGUUUGUUGUUGAAUCUGGUGACUUGUUGCGUAACGGUGAUGCGCAAAACCCAAAGAGCGAUACAGUUUACCACACAUUGUUGUUUUUAUUAAUUUUUAUCUUAAAAGAAAAGUUUGUAUUCGGUGUUUUUUGGCAGACCUUUAACUGGUUUUUAACUCGGCUGGACUAACAUGGCAGAGGGAGACUUCUACACGAUGGGAAACCGGCAGAGGUUUCCCAGGGAUCCGUUUGGAGAGUCUCCGUUCAGGGAUCAACUGGGGUCUCGGUUUAUGGAGGAAGACUUUGGGAUGCCCGCUUUCCCCGAAGAUCUGUCCAUGGACUGGCCGGGUUGGGCUCGGCCGGGCCGGCUCGGCACGCGCCUCAGUUCCUCGCCCUUCAGCACCACUUUACGUACAGGUUUCCCCUCGCGCCAGUCCACGGGAGGCCCCACGCUGUACACCAGCAUGUACGGCGAGCCUUCCUCCCAGAGCUCCCCCACCACCACCGGGGGGGAACCCUGGAAAGUUUGCGUGAACGUCCACAGCUUCAAACCAGAGGAAUUAAACGUCAAAACGAGAGACGGUUUUGUAGAAGUGUCAGGAAAACAUGAAGAGAAGCAGGAAGAAGGAGGCAUAGUGACAAAGAAUUUCACAAAGAAGAUACAGAUCCCAAUAGAUGUGGACCCUCUGACCGUUCUCGCCUCAUUGUCCCCCGAGGGCGUCCUCAUCAUCGAAGCUCGGCAGACGCCUCCAUAUUACCUCUUCAGCAACGAGGGCUCCCAGGGUGAAGAGGACCAGGAGGUGGAGGCACUCAAGCCCCAAGAGGCCCCCAUGGUCUAAACCCCCAACUCCUCACUAUCCUAUCAAAUCAUCCUGCGCAAUUGAUGAAUGAAAUGAAAUAUGUGACCUAUAGCUUCCUGUUGUUAAAAUUCCAAUGGGAAGGUAUGUAAGGUAAAUAGUUAUGACCUGUUGUAUGUCUUUAUUAAAGCUGCACAAGACAAAAAUGUUAUAUAUGCAAGCAGAGUAGUGAAGAGUCGCCUCCCCCUACUGGCAGAGAUGCUAUAGAUUUGCCACGGUGCAAGAUUUUGGUGCACGAUUUUGAAAGAUAUCUUCUGAUUACAUCAGCGGUUGUUACUGUAAUGCAUCAGCUAAGACAAUCCAGAUCUACUGUUGUAAAAGCCAAGAAAGUGUAUCAUGUUGUAAAACUGACUGAGACGUAACGUUAGGCAACACAACUUUAUGGCCAGGUUAUGGAAAAGAUUGUGGUUUCAGUUAAAAUAACUGUAAAGUGAAACUUUACGUGACCAUAAGGAUAACAAAAAUGAAACUCUGUGAUUGAAGACGGAAACAAAGAACAUUCUCAUACAACGUUUUGGACACAUUUUAAAGAUCACAAAUGUUCAAACAGCUUAUGGAGCCAUAGUGUGAACUUGUCUUGUGCAGCUUUAAUAUUAUAUAUGGCUAUAUCCCGAGGUCAUGAAAUAUCAGCUGGGCCACUUAUACAUUAUAAGCCAAAGAAUUCUCCCUUACCAGUAAGUCAAUAUAACACUGUAUGUGUAUCAAAUUUGUAUUUAUAAUUAUUAUUAUCUUUGCAUCAAACGUAUUAUAUGUGAUUUUGUUGGUCUGAAACUAAUGUGCCUUUAUUUACUGGAGUGCCUUGACUUUACAGUUGUUUAUUUUUUGAGUUAAUGAAUGUCACUUAAACUGACAAGAAACGAAAGCAAGCUACCUUUUGUGGCUUCAUUAAAGUGUGAAUUGUGUGCAUUCAUACUGUAUUCUACCAAAGAGUAUUGUAAAUAUACUUCAACAUGUGCCAAUUCAUUAUAAAUAUGAAUCUAAAGUGUUCCAGGUUUUUGCAAUAUGGUUUGCAUUUUUUUUCUUUUCUAUUUGAGCAUUCAGGAAGAUGGCUGCAUGAUUGUUGGAGCGGACAGACUCCCUUGUUUGCCAAAGACGUUUGUUUCCUGCCUUCUUCUCUGUCCAUGUCUUUAUAUCGGCUGACGCAAUAAAACUGUCCAGCCAAUCUCC
This is a messenger RNA of Trematomus bernacchii (emerald rockcod), 2060 nucleotides long. It is a transcript of the gene hspb8, whose product is annotated as heat shock protein b8. Gene Ontology annotation, biological process: cellular response to unfolded protein. The coding region runs from base 228 to 875 and encodes 215 amino acids. The record is from RefSeq and is a predicted model, not a curated record. Lineage: Eukaryota; Metazoa; Chordata; Actinopteri; Perciformes; Nototheniidae. Gene Ontology annotation, molecular function: protein homodimerization activity. Gene Ontology annotation, cellular component: nucleus; cytoplasm; protein folding chaperone complex. The transcript has 3 exons.